UUUUGAAACGCCGGAAGCGUAGCAUUUCCCACUCAUUCUGGCAACUUGAUUGUGCUAUGUGGAGACGAUUCUGAACGUUGUUGGUUCGUAUGUGUUUCAGCUCAAACAUUUUGACUCACCGUUUUUAUUUGUUAUUUUGAAUCUUGCUGUGUGAUUAUCAAAAGUUGCAACUCGAGAAGAAACACGCAUGGUACUUUCGUCUGAAGAGACUUGAAAUUCAACUUGAGACACCAAAGUUUCCUCAAUAUAUUAUGAAUAGCUAGUAAAAUGUUUAUGCCAAGAGCCCUUAAAGUGAAGAGACCAGCAGAAGAUGGAGACUUAAUUUUGAAGAAGCUGAAAGGUGAAGUUGCUCAGGAUCACGAGAAUGGAGAAGGCGGUUCGACUAUGGAUGUUAGCCAAGAGCUCAAAGAUGGCAAAGUUGAAGAUAACACAGUAAAAGCAUCUAAAGACCCAGUUGCUCUGGCGAAAACCCCAACACAAGAAGAAGGGCAGAAAUCUUCAAGUGGUACCGAAGACGAGGAGGAACCAGUGAAAUCAUUCAAAAAGAAUCAGAGAUGGGCCGAGCCAGGAGAGCCUAUUUGUGUGAUGUGUGGACGCUACGGCGAGUACAUCUGUGACAGCACUGACAGUGAUGUUUGCAGCCUGGAAUGCAAAGCCCGUCACUUGGCCCUUAUGGGCUUGGGGACUGGGGUGGAAAUGUUUGUUAAGGACACAAAUGGGGGAAAAGAAAGUCCUCAAGCUCAACCUACUGCAGCGCCUUUAAACACAUUUGAAUGUAAUUAUUCCUAUAAAGAGGAUUUGUUCAUAUCAGGGCUAACUGAUGAGCAGGUGGAGCAUAUUAAACAAGAAUUGGGCAUUGAAACCCAGGGACGAGAUGUUUGGAGGCCCAUCUUAGAAUUUGAACACUGUGGCUUUCCAGCUACUCUCAAUGCCAACUUGAAGUCAGCCAGCUAUGAAAUGCCCACACCAGUGCAAAUGCAGAUGCUGCCUGUUGGUCUCACCGGCAGGGAUGUGAUCACAAGUGCUGAUACAGGUUCUGGAAAGACUGUAGCCUUUCUUCUGCCAGUUGUCCUGAGGGCAAUAAAGGAACAAACUCUGAGUGUGGGGAGCCCUGUGGCCCUCAUCUUGACCCCCACCAGAGAACUGGCCAUUCAGAUAGAGAGACAGGCCAAAGAGGUGAUGACUGGCCUCCCUAAUAUGAGGACUGCCCUACUGGUCGGCGGCAUGCCUCUCCCCCCUCAACUCCACCGCCUGAAGCGCACCAUUAAAAUUGUCAUAGCAACACCAGGGCGACUUCUCGAGAUCUUAAAGCAGAAAGCUGUGCAGUUGGGAAAUGUGAAGAUUGUUGUGGUUGAUGAGGUUGACACUAUGCUAAAGAUGGGCUUCCAGCAGCAGGUACUGGAAGUUCUAGAGCAUGUCCCUGAAGAUCACCAGACCCUCCUGGCAUCAGCCACUAUCCCGACAGGGACUGAGGAGCUCGCGGCCCGAUUGGUGCGUGACCCAAUUCGUAUUGCUGUAGGAGAGAAGAACCAGCCAUGUGCCAAUGUCAGACAGAUCCUGCUGUGGGUUGAGGAACCCUCGAAAAAGAAGAAGCUGUUUGAAAUUCUCAAUGACAAUAAACUGUACCAGCCUCCAGUGGUGGUGUUUGUCGAUUGUAAACUUGGUGCGGAUCUGCUCUGUGAUGCAGUUGCCAAGGUGACAGGCCUCAAAACAGUGGCAAUCCACUCUGACAAGAGCCAGCUGGAACGGAACCAUAUCCUCAAGGGUCUUCUGGGUGGUGACUUUGAGGUGGUGAUCAGUACAGGUGUGCUUGGCAGAGGAUUGGAUUUGGCUAAUGUCAGCGUGGUGGUCAACUUUGAUAUGCCAAACACUAUGGAUGAAUAUGUCCAUCAGGUAGGAAGAGCGGGCCGUCUGGGUCAUAGGGGAACUGCCAUCACCUUUCUCAACAACAACAACAAACGUCUGUUCCUGGGGGUGGUGAAUAGGGUCAAACCAACAGGAAUCAUCCUACCUCCCCAACUUCUCAACUCACCUCACCUCCAUGAACAGCAGAGAAGAGAAAAACAACAAGCCAAGUUGGGGCCGAGUGACAUGCUGGUGAACAAAAACAACCUCAUUGAAAUUAUUAAGAAACACAACAGAGGCAAAAAAUAGUCAUGCAAAUAACAUUCCCUAUCAGAUGAGUAAAUGUUCAUUAAACUAUUUGGAUGAGUGUUGUAUGGAAAGUUAUUUUUGUAUUCAGGUCUUCUAUUGCCCUCAUUACAUUAUCAUGAGGCGGCACAGUGAAUGACUGAUUAGCACAUCUGCCUCACAGUUCUAAGGACCCGGGUUCAAAUCCGGCCUCACUGCUGUGGAGUUUGCAUGUUCUCCCCGUGCGUGCCUAGGCUUUCUCUGUUUACUCCAGUUUCGUCCCAAACAUCAAAACCAUCCAUAUAAGGUUGAUUUGAAGACUAAAUUGCCUGUAGGUGUGAAUGGUUGUUUAUUUCUAUUUGCAACCAGUUCAGAGUGUACCCCACCUCUCACUUGAAGUCAACUGAGAUAGGCUCCAGCAUGCCCGUGACCCUUGUUAGAAUAAGCGGUAUGGAAAAUGGAUAAAUGGACAUUAUCAUGAAGCCUAUGGUCGAAGGAAGUUCUGAAUAAACCAUUUUUUCUUUUUCUUUCAUUUUAUUUUGGGAUUUAUCACAGACCAGUGAUUUACUUGCAAAAUUAAUCUACAGUACUAUAGUCUUGCAUCAUAAUCCUCAUAUUGCUGUUUAAGAACUGCCUCACGAGUCAUUUGAUAAAAGUAAGUUUGGCUGAGGUGUGUGUUUGUGAGUUAUAGGUGUCUGUUUCAAUGUUGUAUUAUGUUCUGGAUUUAUUGUUUAUGGAUUACAGUUUUCAAAUCAGUUGCCUUUUGGUGAAAUUCGAUAUUUUGAACUCAAAAUAAAUAUGUGAUAUGGUAUAUAUGAAUUUUA
Molecule: messenger RNA, 2954 nt
Organism: Syngnathoides biaculeatus (alligator pipefish)
Lineage: Eukaryota; Metazoa; Chordata; Actinopteri; Syngnathiformes; Syngnathidae
Gene: ddx59
Product: DEAD (Asp-Glu-Ala-Asp) box polypeptide 59
Exons: 8
Coding region: 268-2154 (628 amino acids)
Molecular function (GO): ATP binding; nucleic acid binding; RNA helicase activity
Source: RefSeq, a predicted model, not a curated record